CUUUUCUCAUGAAGCAGUAGAUUUUACCCUCUAUAUAUGUGAUCCAUUCAUAAGCUAUCCUGUACUUUUCAUGAUUCUACUGGAUUAUACUAUUAUUGAGUGAGAGCAAGUCCUUUCACAUUCAAGGACUACUUCAAAUUAAUGCUACCCAUUCUUUUUCUUUUUUUGAUUGUCCCCACCACAGGUAGCACAAUCUCUCGUUGAUGAAUGAAAGAAAAAGGUUCCAAUAAGAUUCUUAAAAUUUUCAAACCAAUCCAUCAAAUCCCAUAUUGUCAAUAUCUUUGUUACAUGCGUCAACUAAGCUAUAGCUUAGCUAGCAGAAAUGGUUCAGCUUCUUUUCCUGUCAAGUCAAAGCUUGAGGUCAUAUCAAAGCUGGUUUCAUACUUUCAUUAAUUUGGUGAUCCAAGAAACUCUAUACCAUUUGCAAAUAUUAUGCCAUAAAAAUAAAGUAGUGGGCUCUUGUUCUGCUUAUUAUGGAUGUAAUUUCAGUGAAGAAAUCAUUUCAGGAUGUCCCAUCAACCCCUGCUUUGGAUUGCUUUAAAAACGACCUUAAUUUGAGUUCAGAAUGCAGCAUAUGGAAACAAUGGAGAAAGGUCAAUUACAAGCUGAUCAGCCAAGGGACACUUACAAAAUAGCCUACAUUUUGCAUUUCUUCCUUGGGGCAGGCAAUUUGCUUCCCUGGAACACUCUCAUUACUGCUAUUGAUUACUUUGGCUAUCUUUAUCCCAACAGGAAUGUGGAAAAAGUUUUAGCGGUCGCGUAUAUGAGCGCUUCGGUACUUGUUUUGAUCAUGAUGCUUACCUGUGAUAAGCUGAUGAGCCAGAAAGUUAAUCUUAGGUUGAGAAUGAACCUAGGAUUCUCCAUGUUCGUUUUCAGUCUUAUGGUGACUCCAUCUAUGGACUGGACUAAUAAGCAUAAUAAUAGUAAUGUAUCAUACUGUUUGAUGAUUGCAUCAGUUGUAAUCUGUGGUUUGGCUGAUGGCUUGAUUGGAGGAACAUUGGUUGGAUCCGCAGGAAAGCUGCCUAAACAGUACAUGCAAGCGAUUUUCGCUGGAACUGCUUCUUCAGGUGUUUUGGUUUCUAUGCUGAGGAUUUUAACAAAGGCUUCGCUUCCACAAACGCCUGUUGGCCUUAGAGCAAGUGCUCAUCUAUACUUCAUAGUUAGCACAAUACUCUUGAUACUUUGCCUAGUAUGCAGCAACCUAUUAUACAGAAUGCCAGUUAUGCAGCAGUACUAUAAACUUCAUGAUCAAAAGGAUUUGUCAUUAUGCUCGAAUUCGCGGUUUUGGGAAGUUGCGAGAAAGAUCAAAUGGGCAGCUUUUGGAGUUGCGGUGAUUUACACCGUCACAUUGUCCAUAUUCCCUGGAUUUCUAGCAGAAGAUAUCAAGUCCGGAUUCUUCAAAGAUUGGUUUCCCAUUAUGCUAAUUUCCAUGUACAACAUUUCUGAUUUGAUAGGGAAAUCAUUGACCGCAUGGUUUGUGAUGGAAGGAAUAAGCAAAGUCACAUGGUGUUGUGUGGCAAGGAUUCUAUUCUAUCCAUUGUUUCGGGGCUGCUUACAUGGACCUAAGUGGCUUAGAACAGAUGCACCAGUGGCUGUUCUGACAGUAUUUCUUGGCCUGACAAAUGGAUAUUUGACAAGUUGCAUCAUGAUUCUUGCGCCCAAAUCAGUGCCAUCUUCAGAAUCAGAGACGGCUGCAAUUGUAAUGGUGGUGUUUUUGGGUAUUGGAUUAGUUGCUGGCUCAGUUCUUGGAUGGUUUUGGGCCAUUUAGAAUGUUCUGAUGUUAUGCUACUCCCUCCGUUUUGAACCAACUGAACUACUUAAUAUUCUUAUAGGACGGAAGAACUACUUCCAACUGGUAUGGAUUUAUUGCAAACAUGCAUGGUGAAUGAAUGUAAAAGGAUUCAUGUGUAUGGUUAAUUUGCAAUUUCAAUAUAUUGAAUCGAUAUCCAGAUCUCUUUCGGUAUUAUUUUUUUUUCUUUAAUAUAUAUAUCCGAAAUCAUUGGUCCGACUUUGUUUUUAUAUCAAUUUCUUUUUUAAAGUGAGGUAUCUUCUCAUUUCCUCCUAAUUUUGAAGACACCCAUCUUUUACAAUAUGCAAAAGAAUAGAAC
This is a messenger RNA of Oldenlandia corymbosa var. corymbosa, 2108 nucleotides long. The record is from the annotation of a GenBank genome assembly. NCBI's taxonomy places the organism in Eukaryota, Viridiplantae, Streptophyta, Magnoliopsida, Gentianales, Rubiaceae.